UAUUUCAGAGAAAUAUAUAGUAUCAUUUUUAUUAAAAUCUGGUAAGAGAUAUCUGAAGCGCAUGCCUAUGCGCUGGCGCGACCGAUUCAAUUUCAAGAACCACCACUUAUGAUUUUUUUAAUAUUUUAUUUAUUUAUCUUCUAACAUGAAAUCAACAAAUCAUUUUAUUUCUUCGGUAUAUUCACACUGAAUUUUUGUAAAAGGGUAAUAAAUCCUGGAAUUUCCCUGUCAAGAGCUCCAGGACUCUUGAUUCCCUGUGGGCGAGGGAAACGUCAAAUUGUUUGAUCAAUCGUCGAAUUUGUUUGGGAAGAUGAGAGGCUCCAUCGAAGAGGUAUUAAAUUCUCUAGGCUGGGAGGAUGGAUUUAAAAUUCCGGUGGCUAACGAAGAGAAUAAAAAACUCGAGUCUGAGAUCGACAGAAAGCUAAAACAGAAGAGAAAACUCGUGGAGGACCUGGCAGUCAACGAAGACCGAGUAAAAUCCAUCGAGGAGUACAUCAUCAACAUCAAGGUCGAGCACAAUCACAAUCAGAAACUCCUGACAGCAUACGCCGCGCAGAAAAAUGCUGAGGACCACAUCUUCAAGGUGUCACAGCAUGAAGAGUCGUCGAUUGACCAGGAAAUCCGGAAUUUCGACAAAGAAAAGGCAAAUAUGGAGGAGAGGAUUGAAAUCCUGAGGAAAGAUAUGUGCAAACUCCAGGGGAAAUUGAAGAGCUCUGAAGAAGCUCUGGCUUUUGACAGGAACAAACUCCUCCAGUGGCAGGAAGUCCUGGAUAAAGAGGAGGAGGAUGAGGAGCUGCUCCAGAGGUAUAUCAAAUCAGAUGCCAAGGAGUUCAAGAAUUUGGAACUGAAGAGACAGAAAUUGAAUCUUGAAAUGGAGUCCGUGAAGUCCUCGGUCCUCCAAAUAAUGAACGAAAUCUGUGAAAUGGAAAUAAUCCUGGAGAGGACGUCCAACUUCUACGUUCAAGCCCUGGAGGAAAGGGGUCAACUGAUUGAGAGAUGGUCCCAGAGUGCUCUGGUCCUUCGACAACGAGACACAGGAAUUCAGGAGACCAUCCGGGAGAUAGAGACCCUGAAGGAAAUUGGAAAGGACAAAAUGGCGGUUCUCACCGAGUCGGAGGAGUUCCUGGAGAGCCAAAUCCUGACGAAUCGACAGGUGGAGGAGUUCAUUAAACAUCUCGAUAAGAAAUUAUUCCUGGAGAAAGAGGAGAGACGAAAAAUUGUGGAGAACAAUUCGAUGUACGAGCUGGAGUACCAGAUACGUAAGAAAUCCCUGGAGGAACUGUCGCGUCUUCUCCAGAGGAUGAGGUCCGAUGUGAAGUCCACGCAGGUCUCCAUCGAGAGUAAAAGAAAAAAAAUGAGAAAUUGGACGAAACAGAUUGAUGAAAUUAAAUCAACCAUCAGAGAUGUUGAAGAUCAGAGUGUGAGUGCAGCUGAUCGGUUGAAGCAGCUGGAGGGAAUUCUGGAGGGUGAGGAGAAGAGGAAAUCGGGGAUUCUGAAGGAGACGAAACGAUUCCAGGACUUGAUCCUCCGGACGUCGAAUAAGAUAACGGAAUUGGAGGGUGACCGGAAGUCAGUGGACGUCCAGAAGAACGGAGAGCUGAAAAAAGUGGAGAUUUUUGGUGUUCACCAGGUGCGAGAGGAGCAGAGGCUCCAGGAGAAGAGGGAAACGAUUCAGAAGCUCAAUUUUGAGAUCCAGGAGUGCGAGAUGAGGCUGGGAAAAAUUGGACCUGAUGAUUUCAGUCGAGCUGAGAUGGAGAGAAAAAUGAAGACAAUCGAGAAUCUCCAGAAGAUCCUCGACGAGAAGAUGGAGGUGAGUAAAUUGCUACAGACGCAGCUGACGAAUUUGGAGAACGACGUGAGGCGAGUCCAGGGGAGUCUGAAGAUCACCAACGAGGAGCUGGAAAGACUUGGCUCUAAAAAGCAGGACGUGACGUCCCUGAUGGAAGGAGGAGAGAAGCACCUGAAGACUAUCCAGAAGAUAAACGAGGAGAAACAAGUGGCUGAGAAUAUUCUGGAGCUGAGGGUGACUCAGGGUGAGCAGAUAAUCAAGAAUAUAGGUAGCAAACUCCACAAUUUGGAGAAAUAUCGCCUGCAAAUUGAUUCAGCAAUGAAAGAGAGACUCAUUGAGAUUAAACUCCAGAAGGAGGGGCUGAAUCUCGAGAAACGAGUGACAAUUUCUGAUUGUCUGGAGUUGAAAUCUGCCAUCAACGAGAGACAGUGUAGGAUGCAGCACCUCCAGGUGAGGUAUGACAAUAUUAUUGCGACGAUGGGGUGUUCUGAGGUGAGUGCACCUGUCACCACGACGUACCUCAAGAUAAUGAAUGCCCAGGAGAAGGCUGAGCUCCAGGAGCAGGGGGACAGGCUCGAUGCCACCAUCAGGAGAACUGAGCAGGAGAUCAGGAGUAUGGAAAAUACUCUGAGGAUUGUUAAUGCUUGCAAUGAUAAGUAUAAAUUGUCACUGGGGGCUUCUGAGGAUGAGGCAUCUGGGGAGGUGCAGAGGAAGGCAUUGGAUGAGGAGAUGGUUAAGGCACUGGAGAUCAUGAGACUCAGGCAGAUUCAAAUGGCACAGGAGGAGGAGGAGUAUCAGGGCUUGCAGGAUGAUCUUGUGGGACUUGUGGAGGAUCUCAAGGUCGCCAAGGAGGAGAAGGAACUCAAGUUGAGGGCUGUGGGUGUUAUUGAAAAACUUGUGGCUGAGCAGAAGGAGAGGAUUUCAAGGGCUGAGAAGAGCCUCAGGAAACUUUACAAGGAUAUCCAGAGGAUGUGCGAGAACUCUGAUGAUGAUAGGAUUCUUCUCCAGGAGAAAGAUAUUGCAACUAGAGAACUUGAAGAGCAGAAUUAUCUCGCUCUCCAACGAAUCACUGAAUUUACUAUUCGUCAUGUGGAGGCAGAGGUUUAUGUGAAGAAAUUACUGACUGCUAAGAAUAUUUCUCUUCCUUGUGCUCAGCAUCUCAAGCCAUCACCGACACCUAGUCUGUGUGACAGCACCAGGAGCUCGGUGGCUUCCUCUGGGAGAACCAGAUUGGCAUCUACUAGAGAAAGUGCGAGUAGAGUUCAGAAUAUUUCCACUGAAUUUGUGUUUGAAGUGGUCGGAGGCUCGAGAUCAGGGAAUCGAAUGUCAAAUCUGCGACAGUCAUCGAUAAAUCGGCAAUCAGCCGCGAAGAAAAAAUAAAAUUCACAACAAAAAAGAUAAUUAAUUAAGCAUGA
Messenger RNA from Fopius arisanus, 3204 nucleotides. Its product is annotated as Coiled-coil domain containing protein 39. Lineage: Eukaryota; Metazoa; Arthropoda; Insecta; Hymenoptera; Braconidae. Bases 311 to 3169 code for a protein of 952 amino acids. Gene Ontology annotation, cellular component: axoneme. Gene Ontology annotation, biological process: cilium-dependent cell motility; inner dynein arm assembly; epithelial cilium movement involved in determination of left/right asymmetry. The record is from RefSeq and is a predicted model, not a curated record. The transcript is spliced from 5 exons.